Messenger RNA from Symbiodinium necroappetens, 1769 nucleotides. NCBI's taxonomy places the organism in Eukaryota, Dinophyceae, Suessiales, Symbiodiniaceae. The record is from the annotation of a GenBank genome assembly.
GCUGGACGAUCUUCAUGCUGGGACUCCGUUGGACAUCGGAUUGCAAGGAAUACACCAGCCAAGUGGCUGUAUCUCUGGGUCUCGUCAAGGAGGACUCGCAGAGGAAGGGCAAGUCAAGAAUUCUGGAGCUUCGAUGGACAACGUUGUGCACCAAGCUGGUGUCGGAAGACAAGGCCUCCGACCGCCUGACGCAAGUUGGUCGCUUGUCCCUAGCUGCUUCGUCCAAGCAUCAACAAGUCAUGUCUCGAGCGUUGCGGGGAGCAGCAGCUUCCUCUGCUUUGACCACAAGCUGGGCCCGAUUGUUUCUGGUAUUGCAACGAGCAGCAGCAGAGGAGGAGCAUGCCACCGCAUUCGCGAACUAUUCGGCUGCUGCAACCAGCAAGUUCCGAAACCGCGUUCAGGCAUUCUCAGCUGCUGGAAGAUUUUGGUCGAUCAUCCCGAAAUGGAUAGGUUUAGUCUUCCAGUUGCUUGGGGAAUUUUGCAUCAGCGAACGCAUCUCCGGGACCGCCAGCAUGGCUCGCACGUUUAAAGCCCGGCUUGGUGACUUGCAAGGGGAAUGUCGCACUUCGUUGGAGACGGCCACACGGCAGAAUGAAGCAGCGCUAGAUUGGGCGCGAUUUAUGUUGCAGCUUGCGGCCAGGAAGAUGCUGCCUCGCGCAUGGGCAAGUCAGCAUCGGGAGAUUGCCGAGUGGGUGGCCGUGCAGUGCACCUCCAUACGGCAAGACAGGGCAACUGAAGUUGCAACCGAGCUGCGUCAUCGCUUCCUGAGAGAAGUUUGGUCUCGCCUGGCUUUGCUGCAGCUUCAUGCCAGGGAGGCCCAUGAGCAGCAAGCUAGCAGACUCCAACAAACAAGAUCAAUGAAGCAAGCCGCCUCUUCAGCAAUGGUGACAAUAGAAGAGUUACGUGCAGAGCUGCAGCAUUGCAAGGGUCAGUUGGAGGCUGAGCGCCGUCUUUCUCGGGAGGAGCGUUGGUCCCGCAUGGCCUUGAGCGUUUUACGUGACCAGCAGUCAGCUGCAAGCUGCGGAGCUCUGAAGCACAUCACAAGCCGGGCGGCUUCUCAAAGAAGGACAUCCGUCCUCCACUUGCAGGAGGUGGAAGUCCAGCGUCAAGAAGAAAUCGAUAUGGUCACGGCAAAGGCGGCUGCAGAAGUAGCUACAGUAGGAGUUCAGGAAGCUGCAAUCCGAAGGUGGCAGCUGCUUGUGCUCUUCACGUCGCAGACGCAGUUCCGAUUGUGCAAUCAAUACGUGCUCAAUGCUGUUGCCACGCAACAGCGAGCUGCCCAACAAAUCGCACUGGAAAACUCGGCCAUGCGGCCACACUUAGCCGGUUUGCAAGCAGAAGUGGCACUGGCUUGGUGGGCGAGGUUUGCCACCUACCUUCACUUGCAGGCCUCUGCUUACAGGACUCGGAAAACGCUAUCUGAUCUCCUCACGGCGGCACAGGCAUCACCCAAAACCUCUGAUCACUGGCGUCGCAUGUGUGAGCUUUUGCUGAAAAGUGGGACUUCUAGCGUGCUGUACUUAUUGCGCGAUUCCCGGCAACUGCAAAGCGCACGACAUGUUCGCAAGUCCCGGCAAGUCGGCAACCUGAGCGAAGCCGUUAGGGCGCAUGCCGCACAUGCUCUAUCAGCCCACCAGGUGCUCUUCCAAGAGUCCAAGAGAACUCUGUCGCAUGUGCGGCGCUUCAGGAAUCGGAAUCUAGCACCACCCGGUCUGGAAGAGCAAUGCGAGCAGGCUUUGCAAAAGUGCGAGUACAUGCUGAAAGGCUAA